Molecule: messenger RNA, 1858 nt
Organism: Sphaeramia orbicularis (orbiculate cardinalfish)
Lineage: Eukaryota; Metazoa; Chordata; Actinopteri; Kurtiformes; Apogonidae
Gene: sgms2a
Product: sphingomyelin synthase 2a
Exons: 6
Coding region: 164-1231 (355 amino acids)
Biological process (GO): ceramide biosynthetic process; sphingomyelin biosynthetic process
Cellular component (GO): Golgi membrane; plasma membrane; endoplasmic reticulum membrane
Molecular function (GO): ceramide cholinephosphotransferase activity; sphingomyelin synthase activity
Source: RefSeq, a predicted model, not a curated record
UGUGGUGUAAACAUAGCAGUCCAGUGUGAGCAGCGAUCCAACAGGACGCAGCAUCUGGGAGUCAGUGUGCAAGUACAGGAAGAGACAGCAGGAGGCCCGACUGAGGCAGGCCCAAAGUUUCAGCCCAAAGGAGUAGGCCUGUGGAUGGGCAGUGCAGGCACCAAUGGCGUCACAGGAGCUUGUGGAUGCAAGAGCCUCUGCCGCUGAUCACCCAGGAAUGGAGGGUGCAGCGGUGCCCAGCGGUGGUAAAAACUGUCCAGUUCACGCCCCGUCCACAGACGAUACAAAGCGGGGGUUUCGGAAAGGCUUGGGGAGGCACAAUGACUAUGUAAAGAUCUCUGUGCCGGACUCCAAGCUCAACCGUUUGCCCAUGGAGUGGUGGAAAACAGCAAUCGCCUUCUUUUACGCUGGCUUUAACUUGGUCCUGACAACGGUUGUCAUCACUGUAGUGCAUGAGAGGGUCCCACCCAAAGAAAGCAGCCCACCUCUUCCUGACAAGUUUUUUGACUAUAUUGACAGGGUGAAGUGGGCGUUUACAGUCACAGAGAUCAAUGGCAUGGUUCUGGUGUCAAUAUGGCUUAUCCAGCUGUUUUUCUUCAGAUACAAGUCUAUAGCAUGCAGACGGUUCUUCUUUCUGAUCGGGACCCUGUACCUGUACCGCUGUGUCACCAUGUACAUCACCACUCUGCCUGUACCUGGCAUGCACAUGACUUGUGCUCCUAAACUGCAUGGAGACUCUCAGGCAAAGAUCCAUCGAAUUCUCCGGCUGAUCUCAGGUGGGGGUUUGUCCAUAACGGGCUCCCAUCUCAUGUGUGGAGACUUUCUGUACAGCGGACACACUGUGAUGCUGACCCUCACCUACCUGUUCAUCAAGGAGUACUCGCCAAGGUCAUUCUGGUGGUACCAUCUGAUAUGCUGGUUGCUGAGUGCUGUGGGUGUGGUGUGCAUCUUGGUGGCACAUGAGCACUACAGCGUGGAUGUGGUUGUGGCCUAUUUUAUCACCUCCCGUCUCUUCUGGUGGUACCACACCAUGGCCAACUUACAGACUCUUAAAUGCUCGCCCAAUAACUACCUCACCAACACCUGGUGGAAUCCUCUGUUCAACUUCAUGGAGAGGAACGUUCAAAUUGCGGUGCCCUGCUCAUACAACUGGCCUAUCACCUGGCCUCCUGCCUGCCUUAAGAACCCCUGUAAGAAGUACUCCAUGGUACAGAGCACAAGAGAGGAGUGACACCUUGGUACCCAGAUGUCAUUACCGGAAAAUCCAAAUAAUUGGUGUUCUUUCAUUCUGUCCUAUCAACUCUUUUGGACAGGAACAUAGGGAUACCAGCUGUGUUGCUAUGAAAGAAAUAGAUCAGCAAAAAUGUGUCUAAGAAUUAUUCAAGACAAAAUAAGUAAGUUUUGUGUUUGUGUGUUCUUUACCACUAUGAUUUAUGUAUGGGAAGUCGUUUGAAGUUGUUGGGUUUUUGUUGUUUGUUUUUUUUUUUUGUAUGUUUAGCUUGUAUUUGCUCACAUUGAAUUUCACACAUAAACAGACCGUUUGUAGCAACUGACUUGAAGAUCUGCUGCAUUAUUUGCAAGACUUGAUUUAGGUCUUCUGCUGUAACCCUCUCAUACUAUGUGACAGGGUUUACCUCAAUAUGAUGUUCUAAAGUCACAAGGUGCCUUAGUGUGCAAUGUCAGUAGAUGUACUAAAGCUGCCAUUAGUUGUGUCAUUAAAUUGUGGGGUUUUUUUCUUUGUUUUUUCAUCAUUCAGGUUCUUUCUAUUAUUAUUAUUAUUAUUAUUAUUAUUAUUGUUAUUAUUAUUAUUAUUACAUUUUGUAUUAAUUUUAGAAGCCUUGAAGUGUUUGGCUGUAGU